Chionomys nivalis (European snow vole) is the source of this 2743-nucleotide messenger RNA. It is a transcript of the gene Pdha1, whose product is annotated as pyruvate dehydrogenase E1 subunit alpha 1. Lineage: Eukaryota; Metazoa; Chordata; Mammalia; Rodentia; Cricetidae. The coding region runs from base 101 to 1273 and encodes 390 amino acids. Gene Ontology annotation, biological process: pyruvate decarboxylation to acetyl-CoA. The record is from RefSeq and is a predicted model, not a curated record. The transcript has 11 exons. Gene Ontology annotation, molecular function: pyruvate dehydrogenase (acetyl-transferring) activity. Gene Ontology annotation, cellular component: intracellular membrane-bounded organelle.
UGGUCUCGGCUCAGGGCGCCUCAAGGAGACUUGGGGACGCCCGAACCACUCCUUUUGAGUGCCCGGGUGCGGCUGCCAGCGCGUGAGUCUUCUGCGCUCCAUGAGGAAGAUGCUCGCCGCUGUGUCCCGCGUGUUGGCAGGUGCUGCGCAGAAGCCGACAAGCAGAGUGCUAGUAGCUUCCCGUAAUUUUGCAAAUGAUGCUACAUUUGAGAUUAAGAAAUGUGACCUUCAUCGGCUAGAAGAGGGCCCUCCAGUCACCACAGUGCUCACCAGAGAGGAUGGGCUCAAGUACUACAGGAUGAUGCAGACUGUGCGGCGAAUGGAGCUAAAGGCAGAUCAGCUAUAUAAACAGAAAAUUAUCCGUGGUUUCUGUCACUUGUGUGAUGGUCAGGAAGCCUGCUGUGUGGGCCUAGAGGCCGGCAUAAACCCCACGGACCAUCUCAUCACAGCCUAUCGAGCUCAUGGCUUUACCUUCACUCGGGGCCUGCCUGUCCGAGCAAUUCUUGCAGAGCUAACAGGACGAAGAGGAGGUUGUGCUAAAGGGAAAGGCGGAUCUAUGCACAUGUACGCCAAGAACUUCUAUGGGGGCAAUGGCAUCGUUGGAGCUCAGGUGCCCCUAGGAGCAGGGAUUGCUCUGGCCUGCAAAUACAAUGGAAAAGAUGAGGUCUGUUUGACAUUAUAUGGUGAUGGCGCUGCUAAUCAGGGUCAAAUAUUUGAAGCUUACAAUAUGGCAGCAUUGUGGAAACUACCUUGUAUUUUCAUCUGUGAGAAUAACCGCUAUGGCAUGGGGACAUCUGUCGAGAGAGCAGCGGCCAGCACAGAUUACUACAAAAGAGGAGAUUUUAUUCCUGGACUGAGGGUAGAUGGAAUGGAUAUCUUGUGUGUCCGAGAGGCAACAAAGUUUGCAGCUGCAUAUUGUAGGUCUGGUAAGGGGCCCAUCCUGAUGGAGCUACAGACUUACCGUUACCAUGGACAUAGUAUGAGUGACCCUGGAGUCAGUUAUCGCACUCGAGAAGAAAUCCAGGAAGUAAGAAGUAAGAGCGACCCUAUUAUGCUUCUCAAGGAUAGAAUGGUGAACAGCAAUCUUGCAAGUGUUGAAGAAUUAAAGGAGAUUGAUGUGGAAGUGAGGAAAGAAAUCGAAGAUGCUGCCCAGUUUGCUACAGCUGAUCCAGAGCCACCCUUGGAGGAACUAGGCUAUCACAUCUACAGUAGUGAUCCUCCCUUUGAAGUGCGUGGUGCCAACCAAUGGAUCAAGUUUAAGUCAGUCAGUUAAUGGGAAACUGAAAUGAAUGGGGGUUCAUCAUCCACUGUAAGAACUCUGUGCUUUCAACUUUAAGGACAGGAAAUACCCAGACAAGUCUUGAAGACAUGUAAAUUAAGGAAGAGUAAGUUGCAUGCAGUUUAUAUGUUGUAUGCAGUGUAUCCAUGUGAAUAAGAGUGUAAUGAAUUUGUAUAGGAUUUGAAAUGGAUAAUGGAGUGUUUAUACCUUUCCCUCAUCAUAUCCUACCACAGAUAUGUCCUGGUGGCAUGCUGGAAUUAAUACAAUGCACAGGUAGAAGAGUAGCGGCCACCCUGCAUUGUGGAGGCUGUCAUCUUUUAGCACUGACCAUCAUGUCUCCGUGAUCAAAGGCUAUUAUAUAAUCAGGCAUUUCAAAGAUAAUUUAAUUUUCUCCUUUUAGACAUUUAAUAAACAUGAACUUGUACUCUCAUUGCAAGGCACACUGUUUUUACCUUUCACAUUUAAGAAUUAUGCUUUAUCUUUCCAGCAGUUACUAUAAGGUAUGCUGGCUUUUUAAAUUAAGUACAGUCCUAAGAAUUCAAUAUACUAGAUCAUGGUUGAUGUUACAAGGAUGGUCUAAAAUUAUACAUGCUGGAAUUUCGAUGUAAAGGCAGGAUUUGUGUGUACACGAACAGAAGCUUUGACCAUAAGCAGGUGGUAGGGUAUUUGCUUAUUCUUGCGAGCUUGGCUCAGUGUGAGGACUCCUGCAUUUGUCUUCUGUGCUGGGAGACUGCAUGCCAGAGCCUACAGAGGACACCACCGCUGCAAAAUAGUUUUCAUAAGAAAACAAAUUUGAAAACAGCCACCUCACAAAUAGGAGAAGCAAGCAUUCAAUCUACAGGAUUACAUUUGCCAGAUAAAUACUCUUUCAAAAUAUAAUCUAACUUAUUAAAAGUGUGUUUUCUUUGUCUGAACCUGGUGCCAUAGGAGUGUUGGUGGCUCUGUGUAGAGGUGUGGGCAUUUAAACAAGAGUGGAAGAUAAUUUAAGAUCAGAGGAAGGUACCACCAUUUUGUUUUUCUACUUCACUAAGACCUUCCAAGACUCAAACUAUUUGGAAGCUCUUACCGUAAUCUAAGGCACCUUAGGUCUUCCUUAGUAAUGUCAUUGAGAAUAUCAGAAAGUGUAUAAUCUUCUUCAACAAUCUGAAACAAUGAUUCAGUUUAUGAGAUAAGCAGCUUUUCAACAAUAUCAUAGGAAUAUUUGAUUUAGAAAUUUACCUUUUCUAUUGUAUUUGCAUCCACUCCUUGUAGUUGCAACCAGUCUAUAAGCUCUCUGUCUGUUCCCAGUUCAUCAGGGGGUGCUGGAUUCUCUGUACCACCUAUAAUGAUUCCAAUUUUGUUUUAUUGUAUAGUAAUGUAUAACCAUAAACUACUUCGAAAGUAACAAAGUGGAUGUAAUGACAAAUCCAAACAGAAUGUAAAUGUGAUGUGAAAAGGAAAUAAACUUUUCUGACUCAGCUACUU